GCUGAAAAAAAACAUACCAUUAACCGUCUGGCGAAGGUAAUACGACCCGUGACCUCGUCAAUCAAGUAUGAAUACCGUGUUUGUGACCUCAUUGGGCGUUACCUUGAAUAGCGACGCAUUGACGGGGAAGUCUCAAGGUUUCGAAUCCGGGGUACUAAUAGUAGGCGACGGCUGUCAACCUUAUCUGCAGUCUUUUCUAGGAAGAACGUCUUCAACAUGUUGACUUUCGGCUGAGCGUUAAGUUCAACGCAGUCCAAGAUGGCAGGGCUACCCGAGGAAGAAGGCGAGGAAGAAGGUGAACCAUUCGGGCCCUACCUGCCACCCUUAUCUCAACACCUGAGAGAAAACAUCCUUAAGAAAUAUCCAGACAGCGGACAGAUCCUAAAGGAACUGAUCCAAAAUGCGGACGACGCUGGCGCUACCGAGGUAUCCUUCCUCCUGGACCUUACCGACUACAACACACUCGGAGUCACGUGCAAGUACCCUGAACUACAGCAGUACCAGGGGCCGGCCCUGUACGCCUUCAACAACGGAAUCUUCACGGAGCAGGACUGGAAGGGAAUCCUGGCCACCGAACAGGGAGCGAAACGAAAGGACCCGUUCCUGAUUGGUCGGUUUGGACUUGGCUUCAACUCGGUGUACCAUAUUACAGACGUCCCGAGCGUGAUGAGUGGAGACUACAUUGCCAUCCUGAAUCCACUUUGCCAUCCUAGAGCCUUUCGUCAAGGCGGGCGACGCUACAAGAUCACCUACUGUCAAAGGUACGCAGAGUUCCUUCCCUUCUUAAACACCUUAGACAAGCUUGGGCAAGACAGACAUUACCCACACACGCUGUUUCGUUUCCCCUUGCGUAUCGCUCCAUCGGAUCUAUCAGAUACCAUCUACACGCCUACAAGAAUGCGGGAGCGCUUCGCAGAACUUCUUGUGGACAGAGAUUGUCUACUCCUCUUCCUGAAGAGCAUAGAGAAAGUUACAGUUAAGGAGCGAGAUGACCCCCAUAGCAAAACAGUUGUUUUCACCGCAAUUACCAAAUCCCACGGCAACAGGAAUCAGUGGGCCAGAUUUCUUGACGACGUUUCAAUCGGGAAGAGAGAUGUCGAGAGCUGCCAGUUGGUGACGAUAAGAACUGAAAACGCACAAGGACAGAAGAUGAAAGCUCAGUGGCUGGUGAAGAACAAAGUGUUUGAUCUUGUGAACAUGGAGGAAGAACAGCUGUGCACCCGGCAAGGAGUCAUACCUUGGGUAGGGGUGGCGAUGAAAGCACAUGAGCCUCCAAAGGGGCGAGUAUUUUGCUUCCUCCCCCUGCCUUCUGACCCAGAAAACUCCACGGGACUUCCCGUGCACGUUCAAGGAUACUUCGGUCUCAGCGACAACCGGAGGUCUGUGACGUGGGAAUCAUCCGACCACAGAGACGACACGACUGAGUGGAACGCGCUGUUGCUCACACGUCUCAUUCCUAAAGUGUAUGCAGAGCUCCUGAAGGCAGCCACAGAGCAUAUUGAAGAAUCACGUAUCAUGCCGUCCCUGAUAUACGACUCAUGGCCACACCAACUGUCACCAAGAUGGCAAGAGAUUCUUUCUCAAUUUGCAGUGGAUGCCAUUGAGUUAUCCAUAUUCCACACGAAGGCUUCAAACGGACAAUGGAUAUAUCUCUCUAAGAUUUACGCAAAUGACAUUGAUGACAUAAGUGUCAAAGAGGCAGUCGAUGAAAUAUUGCUUGGUGUAGGUGUCAAUGUUGCAACGCUUCCAGGUCAUGUACAAACUGCGAUAGCAAUAGGUGGCUAUAAGCCGAUUACAGUGUCUCCAUCUUUGGUAAGAGCAACACUGAAAAGGUUUCCUGCUCUACUGUCAAACAUUUCCUGGCAUAUGAAGCUUCAUCUAUUGGAGUACACCAUGUCUGACAGUUCCUACAAAGACAUGUCAGGCCUACAGCUCCUACCUCUGAAGUCAAAAGAGUUUGUGCAUUUCAGAGAUACAGGAAUUGCCUCAGAUGUAUAUUUGUCCUCUGAAAGACAUCCCGCUAGUCUUCUUCCAUGUCUCAACCAAAUGCUUGUUGAUGAUGAAAUUAACCCUACAUUGUCCCACCACCUGACGGCUUUGGCACGAACAAGGGUCACACAAGUUCGAGAGUUGACUCCAGAUGAUGUCGUGAGGCUCUUGACCUCUGCGCUACCCCAAGGAUGGUGUAACGAGUCUUUGAGUAAGAUUCUUUGGCAACCAGAUGAAGUCACACAACCACCGUUAACAUGGCUGGAAACAAUAUGGAAAUGGAUUGCCCAAGAGUUCCCCAAGUCUCUGACGAAGUUUGAAAGUGUGCCUCUACUUCCACCAUACACUCUACAAAGCAAGCAAAUCGUUCUCUUUUCACUUCGCAAAUUCGGGGCAAUGAUGAAGCAGGGAAGAUCUACUAAACUAAAUGGCAUUUGUGCCAUCAUGGAAAAAGUUGGCGUAAACCUCCUCCACACUCCACUUGCACCAUACAUUUCACAUAGUCGUAUCUCGGACUACGUUGUAUCACCUACACCGACCGGGGUCUUGUCUGUUCUCGAAGGGCGAGAGGCAUUGGUUGAUUUCGUCCUGAACAGAGAAGAGAAAGUCUUACUGAGAGGUUUUCUUGCAAAGAUCGAAGACGGCGACUUGAUGGAACAGCACAAAAUUGUUUUGAGAAGCCUUCCCAUCCUGGAAUGCCAGAAGAGUACAUACCCGUCCGCUCCGACUAAGUUUACAUCAGCCAAGUGUAUUUCUGUGGCUCUUCCGAACGACGACUGUCCUGAGGAUGUACCUCUAAACCGGUGGCUGCUAUCUUCACGUGAUAGUAGUUCUGUGAGCAUCAGCAGAAUACUAAAGCUUCAUAAACUGACGCUGGCAGAACUCUUAAUCGAAGACGUUCUACCCAUCAUGCCAGCCUUACCAUCUUCAACUGUGCAGAAUAUAAUGAUCUGGGUUCUUGACAGGCUAGACUCAUUACAGAUGCAGAAGGGUGACAUCAUAAGUCAUGUUAAGAGGAUUGCUUUCGUGACGCGGCGAGAUGGUAAAGUUGCAAAGCCGUCGGAACUUUUUGACCCUACCCCUCCUCAAUUCCAGGAUCUUUUCGCAGGUGAAAAUGUCUUUCCAACAGGAGCAUAUUGUACAGAGCCACAUUUGUCAAGGCUGAGGAUGUUGGGGCUCAAAAACACACUGACCACUACUAACGUUGUGACAAGUGCAGGGUUGGUGUCAAAGAUGGAACCGGGUGUUGCCAUCAUAAAGGCUAAAACGGUGUUGCGAUGUAUAAGUCGGAAAACAUCGUGUUUUACUGGAAGUGACCAACGAUUGCUUGAAGGAUAUGAGUGGAUGCCUUGCAGACGAGAGAGUCCAGAUGGUUACCCUGCUGAAUUAGGGUGGUUUGGGGAAAAUGUAGUGACGGCCACGCCUGACAACGUAGUAGAAAAGGCGAUGAUGAGCCUGGUAGGAUCAACUAUGCCCAUCUUAGAUGGGGAACCAUCUGAAGAGUUUAAGUCCGUGUUUAAGUGGCCCAAACCACCACCAGUCAAUAAUGUCGUCCAGCACCUGCAGUCAGUCAUCCAAACAUACAUUUCCUACAUGUCUAGUACGCCAAGUAAGAGCGUGGGGGCUCUUACUGACAUGAUCAUCCAGAUUUAUCAGCACUUCGCAGACAGACAAGUGACUCGUCAACAACUUGAAAGCGAAGUUUCUCGUUUCGAUCUGACAGAUUGGGUUUGGCACGGAAGUGGGUUCACGUCUCCUGAGAGAGUUGCCGUCAGCUCAGAUAUGACUUUUGACCUCAGUCCUUAUCUGUUCGUUCUCCCCACCCAACUCCCCUCUGACGAGAGGCUGAGAAAGUUCUUCUUACAGAUGGGAGUUUUCGACACGUGGCAGGACGAACAUGUUGUCAGGGUGCUGCACGACAUCCAGGGGCAAUGUGGGGAUGGAGAAUCACUGUCGCAGUCACAACUCGAGCUUUCCAUGAAAAUCAUCAACUUUCUGACGAAAAACUGCUCUCAAGCAUGUGCUUUAGAGGGUCUGUUAGUUCCCACACAUGACGAGGAUGGAAAGACCAGACUUGUGCCUCCGAAGGACUGUAUGUACUGUGAUAGCGAUUGGCUCCGUGAGAAGGGACACAACAAUCAAAUGGGCGGCUCCUUUCGGAUGCUACACCAAAGUAUUUCUCCCAAGAUGGCGAACCUGCUGGGAAUCCAAUCUCUGACACACAGGCUUGUUCAGCCCACUGCCCUUAGACCAGGCAUGCGAGCCUGCGGACAGAGGGAACCGAUCACAAGACGAAUCAAGACAAUUAUAGACGAGUACAAAGAAGGUUCUGGAAUCUUUUACGAGCUCAUCCAGAAUGCCGACGAUGCAGGCGCAACUGAAGUGAAGUUUGCCGUGGACUGGAGACAAAACUCGGGAUCAAGAAAGUCAUUGUUUUCCUCCGGCAUGGCCGCUUGGCAAGGCCCCGCCCUCUGGGCUUACAACAACAAAGUAUUCACAGACGAAGACAUGCAAAACAUCAAUGAAAUUUCUGGAGCGACAAAGAAAAGAGACACCAGCAAAAUCGGCAGGUUUGGUUUGGGAUUUAACUCGGUUUAUCAUAUAACAGACAUGCCAAGCUUCAUCAGUCGACACUAUUUCGUCUGCUUCGAUCCGCACAAAACACAUCUGGGACCCGUGGUGAACGAUAAUGACCCAGCUGAAGGGGUCCAGGUUGAAUGGAAUCGAGAUGAAAUACGAAACAUCUACAGAGAUCAGUUUGCGCCGUUCAACGGAAUAUUUGAUUGUAAUAUCUUCGACUCUGACACAUAUCCAGCAACGCUGUUUCGCUUUCCUUUCCGCACUGAAGAUGAGGCCGAAAAAAGUCAAAUCAGCAGCACGGUGUACGACCGUAAGCAACUGUUCAAGCUUUUAACCCACUUUGCUCAGAAUCUAGACAGCCUCCUACUCUUCACCCAACAUGUUCGCUCUGUCACAGUGGUCGAGAUAGACGAAGAGGGGGUAAGGAAGGAAAUGAUGCAGGUUAAGAGCACAGUCGCGCCACUGAUUAAGAAAUCCCCAUCACAUAGGCCUGAAGACCAACCACCCUAUCUUCUGCAAACAGCAUCAUCGUACAUGGAAGGCCAACAGACGAAACGUCCCCCAGAAGUUCCCUCAAUUCUAAAAGACGUCUUUGUGGAAGUCAUUGACAGCAGAAUAGCGACAGAAUCAGGGACUAGGAUAAACAAGAGGUGGCUAAUCUCCUCCUGCAUUGGAUCAGCUGAGUCCUUCAGGAUGGCGCAAACUGAACAGGGCAAGAAGAAUGGACUGCUACCUUGCGCAAGUGUUGCAGCUUGCCUCGACGCAGACACGAAUCUUCCAAUAAGUGUUGUCGGAAACGCUUUCUGUUUUCUACCUCUUCCAGAAUUCACGGGUUUACCCAUACACAUGAAUGCUCCGUUCGCCAUAUUCUCCAACCGUCAAGGAAUCUGUAAAAGGUCUGGUUCGGGUAUUGAGCAGUCAAUGGAAGUUGAGUGGAAUAAGUGCCUGCUACGUGACGCUAUCCCCACGGCGUAUCUUACCCUUCUUCAACAUCUUACACUGAUCCAAGGGAAUUCUGCAUCUCUCGUCAGUGAUCCGUUUCGUAUAUGGCCAAACAUUUCAAGAGUUGAGGAGGCUUUGUAUCGAGAUAAUCUCAUUCCUUGCUUCUAUGAGCAGGCCGUGAGGUCACCAUCGAAAGUACUACUCUCCUUGGACCAGAACUGGAUCUCCAUUGAAGAGGCAACCUUCUUACACCCGUCUCUCAGAGAUAGUGUGAUUGGUGAGGAAGCCCUGCAAAUUCUUAAUAUCUGGAUAGCUCAACAGCGUAAAGUUGGCAGGUCCACACAAGGGGCUGUCGAUAUACCUAGUUGGGUGUUUGAAGGCCUUCAAACGUGCAAAGAUCCAGGACCAACUAGCACGGCCUUCACGCUGAAUACCAUUUAUAGUGAGGUAUUCUACCCUGCAGUGAAGCAAGGUUAUCUGGCAAAUCACAGGUUGAUCCUCGACAGCUUCGUUCUUCAUCUGCUUGAUGUAAUCUUUGAUGAGAUUUCAAAGGAAAAAGACAUAUCGUUCACAUCUUUACAACAUCUCCCUUGUGUGCCAAGCUCUCCACAGGGUACCUUAUUGCGCUGCCCAUUUGAAUUGGUGCGCCCUGACAGUAAAGUUGGCAAACUUUUCGACGAAGAUGACCAAAGGUUUCCAUUCGGGGCAGAACUGAAGAAACCACGAAGAUCAAAAUCUCUGAGGCGACUUGGGAUGAUGGAAAAAUCUCUCCCCUGGGAAAUUUUGUGGGAACGUGUUAAGUCAUUUGACACAUGGUAUCCAGAUAUCGAUCAAGCUCUGAAAAGGAUGUCGUAUCUCUACAAAUUUGUCGUAGGAACGCCUGCCCUGAUCAAGGACGUGACGAACAUGACACAUCUAGCUAGAACCGCCGUGAAGCAUCUGGUGAUGGUUGCGGAGAAGCCACCUACGGAUCAGAAUAGCCAAUCAAGCCUUCCGACCUUUUGUCAUGCAAUUUAUGAGCUUCUACAGACAACCUCAUGUAAAAUACUAGCUGGGGAUAAGGACGGGAAGAGAGAGAAGAAAUGCAUUAUCACUGAUGACGUUGUGAGAAAAACCCUCAUCGACAUUCCAUUUAUCUACAUCACCAAGGAUGGAAAUUUUGUACGAACGAGAGAUCUGGCCUUUAGAAAUCACGGACGAGCUAUGACUGUGCUAAGAACUGUACCAGACGAACUUGAACCAUACAGGACUUUUCUGAGAUCUUGUGGAGUCAAGGAGUUUUUUGAGGCUGUAGACUUUGUGGGUGCACUGAAACGAAUGGCAGGCAAGUAUGGUUGCCGGCCACUUGAGGAAUCCGACCUGCAGGAUUCUCUCGCUCUUGCUCAUAACCUUGAAAGAGAACACAUUCAGCGUUUACAAAGUAACCGAACUGGUGUCGAAAUGUCAUUGAGGAGACAGGUUUUCUUGCCAGAUCGGGAAAAGGUUCUUCGAGCAAUUUCACAACUUGCGUACAACGACGCCACUUGGCUACCGGAGGAUCCAUCGAUUACCUACUAUGUUCACCCUCAAAUACCACGAGAACAAGCCGUACAGUUCUUUGGUGUGGAGACUGUAACAUCCAAACUAUUCGACCAAACGGCUGAGGACUUUUGUGACAUUGGAGAAGAUUUCGGCCAAACUGAAGAGAUGACGGACAGAAUCAAGGGCAUUCUGGAAUCAUACUCCACAGGAAUGGACAUUUUCAAAGAAUUGCUUCAGAAUGCAGACGAUGCAGGAGCAACUGAGGUCAAGUUCAUAUACGACACAAGGGGUCAUUCAGACGAAAGGAUCUUCGGCAUAGACUGGAAGCCCCUGCAGGGUCCAGCCUUGCUGGUCUAUAACAAUAAAACAUUCAGCCAAAGUGACAUCGAAGCAAUCCAGAAAGUUGGAAAGGGAAAUAAACAAGAGAAAGGUUCCACCAUAGGACAGUUUGGUGUCGGCUUCAACGCCGUGUAUCAUCUCACUGACUGUCCUUCUUUCAUCACGGACUCCGACGUGAUGUGCAUAUUUGAUCCUCACGAUCGAUAUGUCCCUAGAGCUAAGAUGAGAAAACCAGGGGGGCGGCUGUUCCCCGUGAAAGACUUGGAAGAUAAGUUUCCAGACGUCCUAAAGACGUUCAUCGUGCCUAAUGAAGGAGCCCCUUUAAAGAGAUCUACCCUUUUCCGUUUCCCUCUGAGGACAAAAGAAAUGCCUGUAAGCAAAAUUACAGAUAUUUUGUUUCCGCCAAAUGAUAUGAAUGACAUGAUGACUUUAUUUUGGAAGGAAGCUAACCAGUCCAUCUUGUUCCUCAAUAAUAUUGAAAAAAUUGUCUUCGCCACCAUCAAAGGGAAUGAUUCAGAAAUGCAAACGCCAGAGAGUUAUGUUGAAAACUGUGCUGUCAGGAAGACAAUGUUGGAGAAAGCACAAUCAAACCGUUCCGAUAUCACAAAUCACAUUAAGAAACACUCAGAGCAUGUUAAGAAUAAGUCGGGUAGUGCACACGGUAUUUUAUCCAUUCCACCCGUUGAGAGAACGUACCAAGUUGUUACAGAAGACACACACGACAAUGAGAAGACCGUUAGAAAUUGGCUUAUUUCUGAGAGAGUGGGAUUCAACAAGCGGCCAGACCUCCAUGCAGAACAGCUAUCAUUUGCCCGACUUAAGUGCAUUAUGCCACGCGUAGCUGUUGCUGCGCUGUUUGACGAGACUAGACUAGACGUAACAAAUGCCGUCCAAUCACUGCAAACCAGUGACAAAUUGUCUGGUCAAGUGUUUUGCUACCUUCCACUACCAACACCAACGACAUGUCUUCCAGUUCAUGUCAACGGCCACUUCGCCCUAGAUCCAUCCAGAAGGAACCUAGCAAGCAGUGGUUUAGGAGGAAAGUGGAACGAACUGUUGAAGACGCAGCUAUUAGCACCAGCUUGUGUGAGCUUAAUGGUGGAGUCCCUAUCACAAGUGUUGUCUGAAGGAUUCCAACUGAGACAGUACUGCUCACUGUUUCCUGUGGUGAACGAGGAAGCAGAGGCGGUUUCCUUCAACGCGUUAGCUGCUGAGGUGUACCGCAUCAUCGCAAACAGAGAUGAGAAUCUAUUGCCUGUAGUUGUAGAUACAGAUAAUUCCUCAUCCGUCACAUUCGAAAAGCCAAGUGACUGCUUGUUUGAAGUUGACGGCGACGUCAUAGAUGAUGAUGCAAGCGAAACGCAAAGAUGUGUCGCUAAGAAGACUCUCUUAUCCAUUGGAUGCAAAGUCGUGGAAACAAAGUACAUGGGCUGUAUCUAUAACAACUUUAAACAUGCUUGUAUCGAUGUCAUCAACUUUUCUCCACUUAGCACUGUCCAAUGGCUACAGUCACAAGACCUUGAAUGUGUGCGAAAUAGCUGUCUCAUUGAAGACGCAGAAGGUCUUAAGAAUAUCCUAAGCUAUUGUUUGAGUCCAGUUCGCAAGCAAUCUCACAACCUGAAUGACUGUCUACAUGACGUACCAUUACUUUUGGCUCAGGACAAAAAUCUCUACAGAUUCAACAAAGAUAAUCACGCGUACAUAUCCACAUACCACGCGCUUGUUUCCGCGAAGUAUACAUACCUAUUUGUGCACGAGUCCCUUCUUGAAAUGCUAUCCAAAGUACUACUACAAGACCCAACAGGAACAGCAGUCAAGUAUUUGGACAUCCAAGACUUAGCAUCGCUGGCAACUAGUCAUCCUGACAUCGUCCCAGAUGAGUGUUUGGCUCAAACAACCGGACACAACUCUUGGCGUCCAGAUGAGACCUUAACAAGACCAACAGCUGAAUGGAUUAAACUCCUGUGGACAUUCAUAGAUGAGAAAGCAAAGUAUGGGCACAGUCUGCACCCAAUUAAGUAUUGGCAGAUCAUCCCCAGCACACGGCCUUCUCUCUUCUCUCUUGCCAAUGCGAAGCUCACCUUCACGACAGACACUCAGGUCUCUCCCACAGUUCUGGAUAUCUUGAAGAAAUUGCACUGUCCUUUUAUAGAUGAGGGUCUUCUAAGAGUAAACGUCAUAGACAAAAACUUGGCGUCACCAGCUUCUAGUAAAGACGUGAUAACUGUACUUGAAGGUGUCAUGAAUGACGGGUACAGUCUCGAGGGCACUCUAGACAAGGUCGAGUGCGCCGCCUUACUCCAGCACCUGCAAAGAGACGCUGACGAUCUUCUGAGAAGCACUAAGUUAGGUAUUCUUAGAAAGCUUCCAGUCUUCGAAACUUUGGACGGAAUACUGAGAUGUAUCUCUGGUGUGAGGAAGGUACUUGCACUAAGUACCAAUGCGAAUACCAGUCAAUUGAAUAUCAACGCUCUUUUGGAACCCACGGGCUGUGUCGUCUUGAAGUUCAAUCCAAACCUGGUGAAACUAUACGAAGUAUUAGAGGUGACGGAAGUUAACCAAGUCAUACUGUAUGUCCAGCAUAUUCUUCCUGCCUUCCAUCUUGUGAGCAACAGUGAACAACGCAUGUCGUACCUGACUCAUAUCAAAGAUCAUCUACUGCCUUCGCUAAGCACACAAAGCCCACAGAGGUAUGAGCUGCUACAAAAACUGCAGACAACAGCGUUCAUUGCAAACAUUCACGGUAAACUGUUCACUGCUGAUCAGUUUUACAACCUCAAUGAGCCACUCUUUGUUGUAGCACAGGAACAUGUUGACUUUAUAAGAUUUCCCCCGCAGCCGUUCUGUGAUGACACCUGGCUAGACUUCCUGCAUGACGUUGGUUUACACACCAAGAUGGACCCGCAUCACUUUUUAAGGUGUGCCAGGACUGUGGAAGAGAAGUUACGUGGAAAAUGGGAUGAAGACAGCACAAGUCUUGAGCUGCUGGCCAGAGAAGUUGUGACUUACCUGUUUAGACAUGUAAAUGACCUUCUUACUGUGCUAGAAGAGGUAUCAGAGACACGAUUUAUUCCGUGUCACCAUCCUUCCCAACGUCUGACGGAUAUUCAGCCAAGUGCAGACAAGGACGCCGUCUGUUUCCGCGGGUCGGUUACAUCUGAUCAGGAAUCCUUGGUCUGGACAACAUCACUGGCUCUUCCCGAGUGGGCGCGUCCUCCCUCUGAUGACGUAACAAGACUGCUAGGGGUAUUAGAUAGGCCACCCCUGAAAGAUGUUAUCGACAACUGCGUGAAUAUCUGUUCCAAGCAAGAUGGUAAAAUCGCUAGAUCUAACUUGUGUCAGGUCAUGGAAAGCAUCUACCAGUUCCUUCAAGAAUCCUGCGCAGAAAUUUUUGGUCAUUGCUUUGAAGGCGAAAGGCCACCCUCUAGAGCAGAAUGUGACAAUUGUCAACUGAUCAACCAAAAACUUUGCACUGUCCCCUGCGUUAUCGUCGAAGUGGAUUCCAGUCAAAGUUUUGCUGUUGGUUCAAGGGUUGUCUUCGAAAUGAGCCCGGAAAACAAAGCCGUCUUUGAAGGAUAUCUCUACCGUCCAUACAGACGGUUAAGCCCGUAUGAACAGUUAUUCAAAUGUCUAGGAGCCACAGAGAGUGUAACACUGGCAAAGUACGCACUCAUCCUGAGUGAACUUGUGAAUAGGUUUGGCUCAGAUAGUCUACAUGAAGACGCCUUACCGUGGAAGGUUGCUUGUGCGGCAGUUGUGCGUAUCGUGGAGCUAUCGUGUGGAGACAAUGGGCCUGAACAGUGGCUCAGUUUCAUGUCUCAAACAACCCAACCAAUCCUUUACCUUCCUUCGGAAGAGAACACACUAGAGCCAUCACAAAACAUUGUCAUACUGGACGGCAAAAAUCACAAUGUGGAAGACCUCGGUCACAAACGUCUCACGAAUUGGCUAAAGCUUUCUCGAGUCGCUGUAGAGUCGAUCCCUAAACAGUUUCGCCCAGUAUUCUUGAGUGACAUCACUGAGGAAAAGUUCUCUGAACUCUCUACCCCAUGUGAGGAUGGAGCAAGAUGUCCCUUCCGCUCGUUUUACGACAAGACACUCCGAGAUGUGGAGUUUUGUCGCCUUUUGGCACUGAGCAUUUCUACCGGAGAAAAAUCCAUGGACAAAAGUGAGCUGAUCCCCAAAGUUCGUGACGGGCUUGCUAACAUACGGCUUCACUGCUACACAACUAUAGAACUGGAACUGUUUGACCUACAGAACGUAGGUACGUCAAGCAAGGGGAAAGCAAUGCAGGUGUGCCUGUCUUCCGUGAAAUCCGCGUCUGAAGACUCAACUUGUCUUAACAUGUUUCUGAAGCACAAUGCCAUAUUUGAAGAAAGCAGAAUUUGCAUGUCUUUCAAUUUGCAACUCGCAAAAGCUCUCUGUAAUGUGUUCCCGGAGUACGAUAUGGAUCUUGGGAAUGUUCUAGAAGAGUUGAUGCAGCGUCAACCAACAAAAGACACACUAGACAAGAUAAGAUACGAAGUUCUCCAGAAUACAGGGUAUGGCUACUCCUUGGGUUCUUCGGUUGAAGAACUCUGUAUUAUAAGUUUCAGACCAGACAUUAACUUGAAGGAGGGAAAUAUUGUAGCCUAUCGACUCCCCAGUGCCGGCAAGGGAGAAAAUGUUUUCCAGGCCAUCUUCGCAAAAGUCGUGAAAGAAUUGUAUUUAGGUGCGUUGCCCAUGGACCACGAGGAACAUGAAGUAGCUAAAGUUCCCACAUCGGGUGAAAAGUUAUCCUUGUUACAAACUGAAGGAAACACCGAACAAGCACAGGCCAAUGUCACACUAGACUUUGAACGUAUAUUUGAAAUAGACGCAAAUCGAGAUGAAAACCUUCUUGUCAAAGUAACCGAAAUGUACUCAUUGGACAAGGAACAGGCAGUACAAGUCAUGGAAAGGGCGGAGGCCAUGCAGCAUGUGACACAAGUUCUUGAAGAGGCCUGGGACUUAGAAGAGGACGACCACAAGAGGGUUGUGGGUCGACUGUAUCUGUACUGGCAUCCAAAGUCAAAUCCAAGUGAUGAAGACUACGCUCAGCAAGUGAUUGGACACAUUAGGGAUGAAAUCAAAAGAAUGCUCAGGGAGGAUGACGAAUACAUUAAAGAAUUCGAGGCGGACAUCCCGAGACCAAGACGCUCCCACUCUAGACGGCGGUCCGGGCGCAAGCGAACAGGCAGAAACAGAGAGAUGUCGGACUACGAUAAAAUGUUCAAUCAACUUGACGAUCUGACCAUCACCAAAACAACACAGGGUGGAGGCCAUGCGAGUGGUGGUUUCUAUGAGGAACGCUUUCAAUACUCAAGCGACGAAUCGCAAAGACAACGCACACGUCUCUCACCUGAUUACGGUGAAGCUCGCAGAUGGUUUCGACAGGCACAAACUGACUUCGCUUCCGCUAGACUCUGUGAGCAACAUAGAUACUACAGCAGCGCUGCCUCCAUGUGUCAUCAAGCCGCGGAGAAAGCUUUGAAAGCCGCUGGGUUUGCUGUGCAUGGAUCGAAGUCAUUCGAUCACAGACUCGACCGGUUGGCUAGCAAUGUUGCUGAGUACCAAUCCAACUUCUGCGAGGUCGUGCGUGUUACCUAUGACCUGUCGAGCCUCCACUGCAACAACAUAAGUCCACGCUAUCCAGACCAGUGGGCAAGCCCCACCAUCCCAGCUGACGCGUACAGGGCAACCGACAUCAGCAGCAUGCUGAACUUCACUGGCCAGAUCCUGACCCGAGUCUCUUCCCUGAUACCUUAACAUGAAAGAUUCAACUGCAGGGUACUAC
Branchiostoma floridae (Florida lancelet) is the source of this 13186-nucleotide messenger RNA. Its product is annotated as sacsin-like. Bases 259 to 13158 code for a protein of 4299 amino acids. Lineage: Eukaryota; Metazoa; Chordata; Leptocardii; Amphioxiformes; Branchiostomatidae. The transcript has 4 exons. Gene Ontology annotation, molecular function: Hsp70 protein binding. The record is from RefSeq and is a predicted model, not a curated record.